This is a messenger RNA of Prosopis cineraria, 2135 nucleotides long. Its product is annotated as probable polyamine oxidase 4. Gene Ontology annotation, molecular function: polyamine oxidase activity. Bases 433 to 1917 code for a protein of 494 amino acids. The record is from RefSeq and is a predicted model, not a curated record. Gene Ontology annotation, cellular component: peroxisome. NCBI's taxonomy places the organism in Eukaryota, Viridiplantae, Streptophyta, Magnoliopsida, Fabales, Fabaceae. The transcript is spliced from 10 exons. Gene Ontology annotation, biological process: polyamine catabolic process.
UUUGAGAGCAUUACGUAAUCGUCAAUUGCUAAGAGGGCCGGACGAUCUGCGUGGAGAGAAAGCGUGUGGUUUUGUGAUUGUGGGCGUAACGGAAGAGAGAUCGAGAGAGAGAGAGAGAGGCAUUGCCAUUGAUCUAUGCAAGCGACGAUCGACGCAUCCCUUCUCAGGCGAUAUUUCGUGGGGAUAGUUUGAUAUAGUUACUCUUCCUUAUGAGCUGGUUUGAUAACCUCAGUUUCUCGUCGAAUCUCAGCCGCUUCAUUGCCGGCAUCAUCAUCUUGAUUUUUUAUCAUUCGUUUCAAUUGGUUUCUAAUUUCUUGACUCCUAUACACCCUUCAAAUUUUCAAUCUGAUCGUCCUUGAUUCCACCUCCCUGUUGAGAUCUUUCUAUUCCCUUGAUUCCCCUGACUGUUCUGACGCCUGUGAUCUGUUUCUCAUGGACCCAAAAGAAUUAUUCCCCGCCAAUUUGCUUGAUGGAACUAUUGCCUCACACAUUGAGAGGCAACGCAGGCCAUAUCCUUCUGUUAUUGUUAUUGGUGCUGGAAUUUCGGGGAUCGCUGCUGCACGUAGUCUCUAUGGUGCAUCUUUCAAGGUGACUAUACUGGAGUCUCGGGAUAGGCUUGGUGGCCGUAUCCAUACUGAUUACUCAUUCGGUUGUCCAGUGGAUAUGGGGGCCUCAUGGUUACAUGGAGUUUGCAAUGAGAAUCCCUUGGCUCCAUUAAUACGUGGUCUCGGGCUUACAUUAUAUCGUACCAGUGGUGAUAACUCUGUCUUAUAUGACCAUGAUUUGGAAAGUUAUAUGCUGUUUAAUGUAGAUGGUCAUCAAGUUCCUCAACAGAUUGCCCUAGAAGUUGGAGAUACUUUCAAGAGAAUCCUAGCUGAGACAGGGAAGGUGAGGGAUGAGCAUCCUCAUGACAUGUCAGUUCUUCAAGCAAUAUCUAUUGUGUUGGAUAGGCAUCCUGAAUUAAGGCAAAAAGGACUUGCCCAUGAAGUGCUGCAAUGGUAUGUAUGCAGAAUGGAAGCUUGGUUUGCUGCUGAUGCCGAUAUGAUAUCACUUAAAACCUGGGAUCAGGAGCAUGUCCUCUCUGGUGGUCAUGGACUUAUGGUGCAAGGAUAUGAUCCUGUUAUAAAAUCUCUUGCAAAGGAUAUCGACAUACGUUUGAACCAUAGGGUGACUAAGAUAUCCAGUGGAUACAAUAAGGUGAUGGUCACAGUUGAAGAUGGCAGGAACUUUGUCGCUGAUGCUGCUAUUGUAACAGUUCCUCUUGGAAUCCUCAAAGCCAAUUUAAUUGAAUUUGAACCAAAACUGCCUGACUGGAAGGUGGCUGCAAUUUCAGAUCUUGGUGUGGGCAAUGAAAAUAAAAUUGCCCUGAGAUUUGAUAGGGUGUUUUGGCCAAACGUAGAGCUCAUGGGCGUUGUAGCUCCCACUUCUUAUGCUUGUGGCUAUUUUCUGAAUCUCCACAAAGCAACAGGCCAUCCGGUUCUUGUCUACAUGGCAGCUGGCAGAUUUGCUUCCGAUCUUGAAAAGCUAACUGAUGAGGCGGCAGCAAAUUUUGUAAUGCAACAGCUCAAAAAGAUGUUUCCUGAUGCUUCUGAGCCAGUUCAGUACCUGGUAUCCCAUUGGGGGACGGACCCAAAUACGCUUGGUUGUUACUCAUAUGACUUGGUUGGGAAGCCUGAUGAUGUAUAUGACAGGCUUCGUGCACCAGUAGGAAAUCUGUUCUUUGGUGGGGAAGCUGUGAGCUUGGAUCACCAGGGAUCUGUGCAUGGAGCUUACUCUGCUGGAGUCAUGGCGGCUGGUAAUUGUCAGCAAUAUCUUAUGGCCAAACAAGGCCACAUGAUGGAAGAGCUGCCUCUAGUUACUAAUGUUAGCCGUGAAAUGCUUGAAACUACUAUUCCCCUUCAGAUCUCCAGGAUGUAACUUCCCAACAUUAGCAAUCUUCCAUAAAUAGGAAGCAUUUCGUUGGGAAAUUCUUAAAAUGUCUUGACUUCACUAUCAACUAUUUUAGAUGACAUUGACUGUGCAGGGGUUGUGGUGACAAGAAUCUUUCAAUCCCUUUUUCAAGUACAGUUUCGGAUUUUGAAAGCCAUGAUAAUUUUAAUUUUGAGAAAUCAAAUUGAUAGUGAGCAUUUAUGGAA